Dentiscutata heterogama is the source of this 228-nucleotide messenger RNA. NCBI's taxonomy places the organism in Eukaryota, Fungi, Glomeromycota, Glomeromycetes, Diversisporales, Gigasporaceae. The record is from the annotation of a GenBank genome assembly.
AUGGCUCUUGCUCUUGCAAAAUUUCAACCCUAUAUAGAUCAAGAACUAUCUGAUAAAUACUUAAAUAAGCAUAUAAUAGUUCUUGAAAAUGUAAAUGCAGAAGAUUUUAAUGAUGCGGUCAAGUGUAAUAUUUUAAAAUCUAUAAUGGGCAGAAAAUAUGCUCCAGUACCAGCAAAUAAUAGUCUUGUAGUAGAGAAUCUAGCUAUAAAUUCUCCAGAUACAUUAUGA